Molecule: messenger RNA, 3068 nt
Organism: Zingiber officinale
Lineage: Eukaryota; Viridiplantae; Streptophyta; Magnoliopsida; Zingiberales; Zingiberaceae
Product: pentatricopeptide repeat-containing protein At3g22670, mitochondrial-like
Exons: 4
Coding region: 513-2165 (550 amino acids)
Molecular function (GO): protein binding
Source: RefSeq, a predicted model, not a curated record
UAUUUUUAGACCAUGAACCAUAUCAUAUCAUGCGUCUCCCACGUGCGAGGUAUCGCUCCCGAACUCCGCCCUCCUCCGCCUCCGUCACGCGUUUGAUCUCGUCGGAGGUGCUCUAAUAUCACCGGAGAUGCGAUCGAUGGCUGGAAAGCGCUUGUGGUGGCUAGCUCGUCCCUAGCCCUCUCUUCCUCUUUCUCUCAUAGUGGCAUUCCCUCUUACACCGUCUUCUUCUCUAGCCCUAGACGCCGGAACCUUGGUGUUCCUCUUGUACCCGCCGUCGACUACCUCUUUUCUCAACCUUGUCAUCGCCUUCCGGAAGGGGAGGCACGAGGGUUUCCUUCCAGGUUGAUUUUGACAGCAACAUCUUCAAGGAGUGACAUAACUACAGCAAGGCUUAUUUUGGCCUAGGUCUGGUCAGUGUAAAAUAUCAGACAAAUAUCAGUUUUUUUUGUCUGUUUGAGGAGGAAAAGCUGUCUACAAUUCGUUGCUCAGUUUGGAUUUCAGAUGUCUGUGUGAUGGCUCGAUGUGGUCGGUUUUUCUUGAUUUCUUCAUUUGCUGUGCGACAACGAAUUUCAUUGCCUUGCAGUCUUUAUCGGAACUUAACUGAUUCACCAGAGCUCCCUGAUUGGUUUAGGCAUCCACAUGACCAGCAUAAUUAUGUGGACGCCGAUGAUUUUGUGCUCCAGACUAAGUUGGAAUUUUUGGAAGCUAGUGAUUCCAAAAGGAAAACCACCGACUCUAGGUUAGAUUAUGGAAAGGAGCCUUGCAAUAUAGACGAUAAUGAUGUUGAUAAGAUAUGUAAAGUUUUAAGGUUGAACUUCACGUCUUUUGAAGAUCUCUUCCAAGCUUUUGUUGGUUGCAAUGUAGAAAUUUCUGAGGCUUUGAUCAAUAUGAUAUUGAAGAGAUUUAGCAAUGACUGGUUUCCAGCCUUUGGCUUCUUUAGGUGGGCUGGUGCUCGAGCAAAUUUCAAACACUCUUCUAUUUCUUAUGAUAUGAUGGUUGACAUUUUAGGGAAAUCGAAACAAUUUGAUGUGAUGUGGAGUUUGAUCAAUGAGAUGGUUUGUCUUGGAGGCUUAGUGUCACUAACUACCAUGACCAAGGUGAUGAGAAGGCUUGCUGGAGCCGGUAGGUGGGGUGAUGCCAUAAAGAUUUUCAAAAGCAUUGAGAGCUUUGGUGUUAGGAAAGAUACCAUUGCUAUUAAUGCACUAUUAGAUACCUUGUGUAAGGAGAAGAGUGUUAAGCAUGCAAGAGAUGCAUUUUUGGAAUUGAGGGAUGAAGUACAACCUAAUGCUAGUAGUUUUAAUAUUUUGAUUCAUGGAUGGAGCAAAGCACGAAAAAUUGAAGAGGCUAUAAGAAUGAUUGAGGAAAUGAGAGAAUUUGGUUAUACCCCUUGUGUGAUUACAUUCACUUCUCUGAUUGAAGGCUAUUGCUUGGAAAAGAACUUUAGAAUGGCUUGUGCAAUUCUUAAUGAGAUGCGUGGGCAUGGGUGUCAACCCAAUGUUGUCACAUAUACUAUAAUAAUGCAUUCUUUGGCUAAGGCCAAAGAAAUUCAAGAAGCCUUGCUAGUAUUUGAGAUGAUGAAGGAUGAUGGUUGUGCUCCAGAUACCUCAUUCUAUAAUUCUUUGAUUUUUUUGAUGGCGAAGUCAGGGAAAUUGCGAGAUGCACAUCACAUAUUUGAGCAAAUGAGCAAAAACGACAUCUUACCAGAUGUGACCACAUUCAAUACCUUAAUUUCAGCUUCCUGUGAUUACUCUGAGGCAGAGAAUGCUCUAAAGCUAGUCUUCUCAAUGCAAGAAUUUGAUUGCAAGCCUGACAUCAAAACUUACACACCCUUAUUGAAACUUUGUUGUAAAUGGAAAUGGGUGAGAGUCCUUUUGUAUUUACUUGGGCACAUGUUUAAGAAAGAUAUUAGCCUUGACUCUAGUGCAUAUAAUCUGUUGGUGCUUGGACUUUGCCGAAAUGGCAAAAUAGAACAAUCUUGUUUAUUUUUUGAGAAAAUGGUCAUGACGGGGUUCACACCUAAACAAAGCACAUACUGUAUUCUAAUCAAGGAACUGGAAAGAAAGAAUAUGGAUAGAGUAAAGUUAAAGAUACAACAAUGCAUGCUGCAGGUUGGGACAAUGAAACUAGGUGAUUUUCAGCAAUUGUAUAAGCAUCAUAAUGAAUGAAGGCCAAGUGGUUGCUGAUGGAAGUCAUCUUUGAGUAAUCUCAUUUGUGGUUUACGAGUUUUUGUUUUUGCAGACACUAGCUAUUGUCAAGGAAGAAAACAAUUGAGAUCCCAAUUCCACAUCAAUUCAUGUAUGUUCUAUGUGGAACACCCUGAUUGUUAACUCUGUUUCAUGUUGUUGAUGAUAAGAAAUUUCCUGUUCAAUUUGGACGUGAGGGUCAUAGGACUUUUUUGUUUGAUAAUCCACGAGUCAGGGCCUUGGACUCAACUAAUCCUGGAGGUGGGUGUCCUUCCUCUUGGUUCGCCCACCGGGUAAAUCCGGAAGCACAAGCGGUUCUACGCUCAACAUCCAACUUACUAGAUUUUUCACCCCAUUGCAGGAAAAUGCCCUACAGUGUGCCGUAGUUAGGAUUCGAACCAUGGGUGUUUGAGAGUAUGUUGAAUGCUUUUACCGUUACACCAUAGGGAAUAUUUGAUUUGGUGCUUUAGAUGCUCAAAAUGUUUUGAUUACUUAGUUUGUCAUCAUAGUCGAUCGUGCACCAUAUUUGUCUUAAUUAUUUGAGAUUGAACACAAACUUUUACCUCCAUCGAGAAUUCAUGAUUAUUGAUUUAUACAAUAUUGGCUGACAAUGGUCGUCUAUGCUUAACUCAAUUCAUAGCCUUUUUUUCAUUCGGACUUGGAACUAUCAUUGACUGUCGUUUUCAUGGCUCAGUUAUUUUGCCAAAUUAUUAUAUUAUGUAUAUUUUUUCUAUCAAUUCUUCAUAAUUUACCUAGAAACUGCGAGACUAUAGUUUGUUAUUGAUGACGAUAAGAGCUGGUAAAGUGUUGCAGGUGAUGGCAGGCAUGUUAAAUAUGGCAGAUCGAGCUGAUUGGAGAAAUUGUAAGCUUAGCAAGCAAGAAGAA